Lingula anatina is the source of this 3132-nucleotide messenger RNA. Its product is annotated as cocaine esterase-like. NCBI's taxonomy places the organism in Eukaryota, Metazoa, Brachiopoda, Lingulata, Lingulida, Lingulidae. The record is from RefSeq and is a predicted model, not a curated record.
UAGGAGCUGUCACUAAAACACCUAACCCAGCUGAGUGUGCAAUGAAAAAACCAAUUAACAAGAGAGAUCAAAAUUUAACACCAAAAGCUCAUAUUCAACAGACUGUUGCUUCAAAUUCUUACGUAAAACUUAAGCUUGGAGGUUUACCAAUCCAUGCCCGAGUUGAUACUGGGUCGGAGGUGACCAUUCUCUCCACAAAAGUUUACGAAAAAUUGAAAAGAAAACCAUCAAUAUUGGGAGAUGUUGCAAUGAGUCUGGCAAGUGACAAUGCAGUACUGAAGGGUUAUUUCAUUGAUUCUCUGAAAAUGAAACUUGGAUCCAGUACUUUCCAAACACAGUACAUAGCUCCCAUUCAUGAUGAAAUGAUUUUAGGUCAUGACGUUUUACAAAAUUUGGGGGUGAUAAUUGACAUAGAAGCUGGCACUCUUGUUGUGAGGGGUAAAAUGAUUAAAGUGAGAGAAAUUUCAAAUAAAGAUCAAAAACCAAUUAUAGCAAGGGUGGGGCUAAGUGACUGUGAAAAUCAUUCCAGAUUUAACAGUGUGUCAAAUUUUGAAUUUUCAUCAGGCAAUUCCAUCGACCAAAUCAAAAAAGUGAAAGGGAGUAAAAGGAUACCAGAAUUUCAGGUGAGCACCGCUGGAAUUACUAAGGAACUGCUUGUAUGAUUCUAUCAGGAAAUACUUGGAAGUAAACUCGUCUCUUUCAAAUAAAGAGGGGAGGAGUGUUGUGAUUGUGCCGGAAGCACUUCCCGAACUACGGAGAUGAGCCUACACCACCUGGCGGGAGUGCAGUAAAUUAUUAGACUGAGAGCAGUUCGAGCCACGACGCGAGAGGGUGCGGACUCACCUACACACCUUUCUACGACUACUGUAUAUACCCACACAGUUACACAAGGAGCUUCGACCUGUGAAUACGGAGAGCGGAUCUGGCGACGUAGAGCAGAGCUAAAUAAGGACACUCGGUGCGAGGAGAGGACACACGAGCCUCGAACGGAGGACAGAUAGCUCGCAUAAACACUUUAUAACCAUGCGUUGUGAAGUUCGCAUCAUAAAAAGCAUGUUCUAGCCUCUCUCCAUGAGGUAGCUACCGAGGUAUGGCAGAAAGUGAUUUGAAGUCUUAUUAGGACCGUCUGUUACGUCACAAAAAUGCACAGGUGUCUCUUUUCUAGGACAGGCAGCCACAUUCCAUGACACCAGCUUCACCAUACCGGAGUCGAUCGAACAUUAGUGGUAGAAUGGUUUUCCUUAGCUAUUUGCACGUUUUCCUGAUGCCUUUACUGUUAUCAGUGACCUGUGCCAUCAGUCAUAGCACUAUUAACACAGUAGAAGUUGUGAUAAACACAAAGCUAGGUCAACUACGGGGACAGACAGUUACAACAAACGAUGGCAGUGACGUCACUCAGUUCUUGGGUGUUCCGUUUGCAAAUCCCCCACUAGAGACGCUACGAUUUGAACCUCCUCAGAAAGUAGAUUGCUGGGCCGGUGUACUGGAUGCAACGGAAUUCGGACCAAUGUGCGUGCAGGACUUGAGCCCCAUGUUUGAUGUGGUCUACACGAAAGAGUACAUUAAGCAGCGCUUUCCACACAACAGAACAAGUGAAGACUGUCUUAGCCUCAAUAUUUUUAUUCCAGGUCACGUGACAGAAAUAACCCAAUCCCUUCCGGUCAUGGUUUACGUCCAUGGCGGUGCGUAUGAAUGGGGUACAGGGAUGAAUUUUGACGGUUCCAUGUUAGCUUCUCAUGGUAACGUAAUCGUUGUAACUUUAAACUAUCGUCUUGGGCUGUUCGGAUUUUUCACGACAGGCGUCGCUGAGAGUCCGGGAAACAUGGCUCUUCUUGACCAGGUGGCGGCACUGGAGUGGGUCAGAGAAAAUAUCGAAACUUUUGGAGGUGAUCCCUCUUCGGUGACGCUCUUUGGAAAUUCAGCGGGUGGAGCGUCGAUAUCUCUUCUAGCUCUAAGUUCACUGUCCAGGGGAUUAUUUAAUAGGGCUAUUUUGCAAAGCGGGCUUUAUCAGCUGGAUUUGAAUGCCGCGCCAAAUCUCCCAUUGUCCUCGGAUUCGGUGGUACACCAUAGUAUAGAGAUUGCCCGGAUGUUAUGUGCUGAUAGCAAACGCCGUCUUCUCGAGUGCAUGAAACGUAAAUCUGUCGCUGAGCUUCAACGUGCGUAUCACGAGUACAAAGAACAACAUUUUGGCCCCAUAGUGACACCGCGCGUGGACGGGUACUUUCUGAAAAAAGAAGACUUUAAUCCGGAACAUUUGAGUGGUUUGCCGAUCAUGCUCGGAAUCGUUAAAGAUGAGAGUACCCUUUUUCUUGGCCUCAUUGGCCAACUUAAUAGGAUGGUAGAUCUCCCGACCAUAGAGGAGUAUGUCAAAACACAGUUUCCUGUCAACGUAAACCACAUUCAUGAAGUAAUUUUAUUUGAAUAUUUAGGUGGAUUACAACACACCUCAGCGAAUUUACGUCGCGCGUAUAUCGAUAUACUAAACGAUUACUUUUCACUUAGUAGCCAUAGCAACUACACCGACGUCGCCUCAGGAGUUACGAACACGUAUUUCUAUUAUUUCAACCACAGACCGUCAUUUUCCCAUUGGCCAAUUUUUUCGGGAGCGACUCACAUGGACGAGUUGUACUUUGUUUUUGGCGAUGUCAUGGAUACAGCGUUGUUUGGGGACAUUAAGCCGAGUGAAGCUGAAAAGACACUAAGCAAACAAAUAAUGGAUGCAUGGACAACUUUUGCACGGGAAGGAACCCCUACCAAGACAGGCAUGUGGCCUCCGUACAGCGUGAAAGACAGGUCAUAUCUGGAGUGGGAGACCAAUGGGAAUAAAGUGGAGAAAGAUUUAAGAUGUCGGCAGCGGCAGUUUUGGCUGGGCCUGGUGUUUAAGACCCUAAUAAACUCGGACAAAAAGUGAAAUGCAUCCCCCCCAACCCCAACAAAAAUAAAAAUGAAGUAUUAUUAAUUUAGGAAAAAACCAACAGGAAUAUUCUUCGUACCGUGAAUCACACAAGGGCAUUAUCAUACAGGGUUCUGGAGUCACCAUUGAUCUGUUUUACCUUUCUGGAACAUUGUCCCGUGAUGUGAGAGACAAGUAAUUAUACAUAAUCUCUUUAAUGGUACAUGUAACUUUAAAUA